GACUGAGAGCGAUACAAGUUAAUUGAAUCAAACGCUAUUGAUUUUUCGUCGAUUCAACAGCUCGAGCUUGCGGCCAAAAACAGCUUUUCAAGCAAAACAUUAUUCGCUAGCAACAAAUAUUAUUGACUUUCACCAUAGGUCUUGCCGAGACUGCCGUUCUAGAUAUUAUGGCUGCGAAUUUGCAACAGCAGCGCACCAUCAAUGAGCAACUGCGUCGUGAGGCGGGAAUAAACCGCAUCCAGGUGUCGGAAGCGUGUAAUGCCAUGAUGAAAUAUAUCAUAGAUCAUGAGUCGGAUGAUUGUCUGUUAAGUGGAUUCACCAGUCAAAAAGUGAAUCCAUUUCGCGAGAAGAAUUCAUGCAGCAUUUUAUAAGCUCAAUUUUGAAUAGGUA
This is a messenger RNA of Drosophila arizonae, 390 nucleotides long. RefSeq names its product guanine nucleotide-binding protein subunit gamma-1. Lineage: Eukaryota; Metazoa; Arthropoda; Insecta; Diptera; Drosophilidae. Gene Ontology annotation, cellular component: heterotrimeric G-protein complex. The record is from RefSeq and is a predicted model, not a curated record. Gene Ontology annotation, biological process: G protein-coupled receptor signaling pathway. Gene Ontology annotation, molecular function: G-protein beta-subunit binding.